GUGAGUGAGUGUAGAGGUGGUUUCUCCUCAGUGAUCCUGACGUCAGGGCGUGUUGUAGUGCUUUAAAGAAGAUGGUGGAGCUGCUGCUGCUGCUGCAGGAGAUCUGGGAUAGAGAGAGAGAGAGAGAGAGAGCAAAUAUCUUCACUAAAUAUCUUUACUAAAUAGUCGUCAACGCCGCCACAGAAACACAGGUCUGAAUGAUGGGAAAGUAGUUUAUUCCUGACCGGGCUGUUCGUAAACAGAAGCAACAUCUUCCAGCAUUCGAUUGGAAUUUGUGCAUCACCUCAGGUGUUGAUAGGAGCUGCAGCCUGCUCGUGACUCAGAUGAUUGAAAGAAGAAAGGAUUCCCACACGACAGUGCCUGCACCAAAGGAAGACGUCUUGACAGAUCGAUGAAGAAUUCCAGCCAGCCCUUCAGCACUGGAAACAACUCUCUCAAUUCAGUACCACCAAGCUACGUCAGCCAGGAUGUUCCUGCAGUAGGCGGCCAGAACGUCGGAGCCUGACAUGAACAAGCCGGAGGACGUGACGGAGGCGGAGGUGGAGGAUGAGCCUGGGAAUGGGGAGAUCAACGAGUUGGUGGAGGCUGACCUGGAGCACUCCGAGGUAGAGGAGGAGCAGCAUGGUGCCUGCUGCGAGGGCCUUGCCAGUGGGAAGGAGGAGAUAGCGUCGGUGGUGGCGGGGCGAUCCCGGGGCGAUGACGAGGGGACCCUGGCCAGGUCCGCCAGCACCGAGAGCGGCUUCCACAACCACACGGACAAGGCGGAGGGCGACGUGAUGGCCAGCGUGGGGGACGCAUACGACUCUGACGGCCGCCUCCAGGAGAACGAGGAUGAAAAUGCCUACGCUGUGCAUUACCGCCCGGAGGCCGAGGAGUACACAGAGAACCCAGAGUCUGAACACGCCGAGGCGGCUGACAGUAGGACUCUGCCCAACACACUGCACUUCAACAUCGUGGAUCACGAGGGAGUCACCAACACCACUUACUCUGGGUACGUUUACAGUCACCGGCCGUAUCACAGGGCGGAGGAGGCUCCGUACGCCGAGCCCUAUGAGGACUAUGCGGUCCAGGAGCAUGUGUAUGAAGAAAUUGGGGACACGUGUGAGCUGGCCGGCGGAGAGACACUCAGGCAGUACCGGCAGGAGCGGGAGGAGGCAGAGAACUACCGUAAGGAGGCGCUGGGCGCUCGGCUGCAUCAUUACGAUGAGCGUUCUGACGGGGAGUCCGACAGCCCCGAGAAGGAGGCCGAGUUCGCCCCCUACCCCAGGAUGGACAGUUACGAGCAGGAGGAGGACAUCGAUCAGAUUGUGGCCGAGGUGAAACAGAGCAUGAGCUCGCAGAGCCUCGACAAGGCCUCCCAGGACAUGCCCGAGGCCGAGCAGAACUCUGAGCACAGCCUGUCCAGUGGUGGAGGCGGCCAUGACAGUGACGAGGGAAAGACGCUAGCGAACUCCAGGUCUGUGCCCUCCACAAGUCCAACAGAGCCCGUGAGGCACAGCAGAGAGCAGAGGGACGCUAUCUCCCUGGCUAUCAAGGACAUCAAGGAGGCGAUUGAAGAGGUAAAGACGAGGACCAUCCGAUCGCCUUACACUCCCGAUGAGCCGACAGAACCCAUCUGGGUUAUGCGACAGGAUAUCAGUCCUACAGGAGAGUGUGAGAACCCAAUGCCAGGAGGAGGAGAUCAAUCUCCAUCACCUGGCUCCUCUUCACCCCAGGGUGCAGAGUCAUCUGUGCGGUCGCAUCAGUCCGACAUAAAUGAUACAGCAGAAACAUCAGCAAAUCGAGAGUCCAGAAAAAGUUUGGCUUCAUUUCCAACCUAUGUCGAAGUUCCUGGACCUUGUGACCCUGAGGACCUUAUUGAUGGGAUCAUCUUUGCAGCCAAUUACCUGGGAUCCACCCAGCUACUCUCAGACAAAACUCCUUCCAAGAAUGUCCGGAUGAUGCAGGCUCAGGAGGCAGUGAGCAGGAUCAAGAUGGCCCAGAAAUUGGCCAAAAACAGGAAGAAGGCACCUGAAGGAGAGGCGCAGCCCAUGACUGAGGUGGACCUCUUCAUUUCUACUCAGAGAAUUAAAGUGCUCAACGCUGACUCCCAGGAGACAAUGAUGGACCAUCCUUUAAGAACCAUUUCCUAUAUAGCAGAUAUUGGGAAUAUCGUUGUACUGAUGGCUCGUCGUCGCAUGCCUCGCUCCAAUUCCCAAGAAAGUGUAGAAGCAUCCCACCCUUCCCAUGAUGGGAAGAGGCAAUACAAGAUGAUCUGCCAUGUUUUUGAGUCUGAAGAUGCACAAUUAAUAGCUCAGUCUAUCGGACAAGCAUUCAGCGUCGCUUACCAGGAGUUUUUGAGGGCGAACGGCAUUAAUCCUGAAGACUUGAGCCAGAAGGAAUACAGUGAUCUCCUUAACACCCAGGACAUGUACAACGAUGACCUGAUCCACUUUUCCAAAUCGGAAAACUGCAAAGAAGUUUACGUUGAGAAGCAGAAGGGUGAGAUCCUGGGUGUGGUGAUCGUGGAGUCUGGAUGGGGCUCCAUCCUCCCAACUGUGAUCAUAGCAAACAUGAUGCACGCAGGUCCUGCAGAGAAGUCUGGAAAAUUGAACAUCGGGGACCAGAUCAUGUCUAUUAAUGGCACCAGCCUUGUGGGGCUGCCAUUAUCCACCUGCCAAAGCAUUAUCAAGGGGUUGAAAAACCAGUCUCGGGUGAAGCUGAACAUAGUGCGGUGUCCCCCUGUCACCACAGUGCUGAUCAGAAGACCUGACCUGCGGUAUCAGCUGGGCUUCAGCGUGCAGAAUGGCAUUAUCUGUAGCCUUAUGCGAGGAGGAAUAGCAGAACGAGGAGGAGUACGGGUUGGUCAUCGGAUCAUAGAAAUCAAUGGGCAAAGUGUAGUAGCAACACCUCAUGAAAAGAUAGUCCAUGUUCUGUCCAAUGCAGUUGGUGAGAUCCACAUGAAGACCAUGCCAGCCGCUAUGUACAGACUGCUGACUGCCCAGGAACAACCCGUUUACAUCUGAGGGGCUAAAACGUCAGUCACCAUAAAGUGGACACGUCUGUGUGGUUUGGUUGUGUUAGCAUUGCUGCAUUUCUGUGAUGGCAGAUUUUUUUUAAAAUGUGUUGUGUUUUGACAAAAUUUGUUAACUCUGAUGUUUUUCGGAGGUGCAGCUUUGUGUGGUUUCUAGAAAUUAAUGUAAAUAAAUAUAAUGCGGACUAAUUUUCACAAAUUUCUCCACACUUAGGCUAGGUACCUGAACACGUAUAUUCUUUUGCAAAGGUUUUGACAUUGUUAAGGGAGCACUUUUCAAAGAAGUAUGCUGUUCGAACACACACAACGAUUGAAUGAAUGCCUCAUUGGGAAAUGGGUUUAAGCCCAAAAGAAUUUUUAAGGAACAUUUAAAAAUUGUGAUAUUUGCUGAAAGCCACAUGUCCCACUGAGAAGGAUUGUGCAACGCCUCGCUCCUAAUGCUUUAUUUUGUACCUUUUAACAUUCCAGCUGAAUUGUGUUAUUUAUUUUGUUUGCUUCACUGAAACAUUCUCACAAAAAGAACGUGAAAGAUCAAAACCAUUGUUAUUUGACAAUCUCAAAAACUAAAUUGAAGAAAGUCGUCUUUGUUUCAUAAGAUAAUAAUAACCUUGCAUUUGGUUUAUAGCAGGGAUUUUAUUUUCAAUAUUUGUUACAUGCAUUCUGUACCUUUAAGGAAAAGUAGCCGAUGAGAAGGUUUUAUUUGAGCUGUGUUUAAAACAAUGUGUUUACAUCUAACUCUUCUUUUCAUGACUUCUGCUUUGAUGUAAAAUGAAUCCACCAAUGGGAUCCUUCGAAACUGCUGUUCUGAUUUCUGAUGGGAACGUGAAUAGAAAACUCGACUUAAAACCCAACAUGUGGUGGGUGAGAGUAUACGACUCAGUUAAAGGCAAGAAUCUGACUAGGUUAUCAAUGGUCCCUAACUUGUGCUCACACUGAUCCCAUCAGCAGUGAAACUGAGUGGAUGGUAGUGUUAAUAUGUACUCUCAUGUCGCUGCUGCUGUUUUCACAGAGAAGAAAACAUUGAGAUGCAAUUCCCCUUUAAGACAAUGUAGGUUCCCCCUCCACACAUACACACACACACAUAGACACAUUUUAAUUUUAUAUAAAAGAAACUAUAUGCCAUACAAAAGUAGAUGUCUUAUGAAACUCCUAAACUGUACAGUACUUUGCAGUGCAUUGCAUCAGGAUCGUUCCGUAUUGUGGCCUGAACCUGUCAUCUGCCUUCAUUCCUGAAUUACUGUACACUGCUGUAAUGUGCUGCUAAGUCUAAUGUGCUGAUUGUCCUCUACAUCUCUGUAGGGCUGGGACUAAACUGGUUGCCUGAUAUGGACCACAUACGCCAGAACGGCCCACUAAAGGCCCUGGUGUAUAGCCGAGGAGGCAGCUCCAGGCACUGACAAUGAUGGGUUAAAGCAUUAAGUGACAGCAACGUCCCUUGAUCCGGGGAGGAAAUGAAGAAACUUCCCACCUCUUCCCCCACAACACAAGCAGUAAUUCAGUACAAUGAUAAAUUUACCUUUAGACAAGCAUUACCCAAUGGGGAGUGUAAAACUAAUACAUUUAUCUGACGUUGAUAGGCAUGUUUCAUUAUGACUGGUUAAGAGCAUUGUCCAACAUGGCACACAUUUCUGAGCACUAAAAUAAUGGCAAUAGGUAGCUUUUGGAGUGGAGGGUGGUGGGGGGACCAUUAAUACAGCUUCACUUUUGUAAAGCUUAUUUAUUGACUCUUGGAGCUAGGUUAAUUCAAUAUAAAAGAACAAAGUAGGGUUUUUUUUCGAGAGAAAAGAGACUGAAACUAUAAGGAUUCACCUCUGUUGGCAGAGCUGCUUGAGAUUUUCACACACUACUGCUGUUUACACAUGAACCAAAAGGUCACAUUACACUUACUCCUCGUCUUGCUCUGUAGCAUUGUUACUUGAAGUAAUUCCAAUGGCAUGAUACAAACUAAUGGUUUCAGUCAUUCAGUGGCUUGUGUGUUAAUAUUUAUAGUCAAUUUCUGCAGCUGCUGAUGUGACUUAAUGUAAAUAUUUUACGCAGUACUAGAAAUAUCAAGUAUAUCAUAUUUUUUUUCUCUUGUAAUGUGGUGCAAUAGAGAAUAAUGUGAAACAUCGGGAAAGUAUAGUAUUGCAAUGGUAACAAAUCCGUUCUUUGUAAACUGAUGUCAAUUCAUGUGCGUCAGCUAUUAAGUAUGACUUGAAUAAUGCACUGCUAAUGAAUGUAGUUUCUCUUCAAUAUUAUUUGAUCAUAUAUCUACAAUAUCCAUUCUUGUUUAUAAUACAGCAGCAAUGUUUAUUUAUUACUUUCAGGAAUACUGUUUGGAGAGUGAUAUGUUUAACAAGCUACUUUCCUUAACAUUCUUGUUCCUCAGCAGCUAUGAAGGGAAAGAAUGAACACUUCCUUCACUCCUCAUGUGUUUCCAUUCAUUUCCCCCCCUCUAAAUUGUUAACUUUUCGAAUGCUGAAUUACACACUGAGAACAAUGCAUAGAAUACAUGGAACAUAAACAAUCUAAGGAUAGUCGAAGUGUCUUAACCCGAUGCCUUUGGACACAAAGCUCCAAGGCUCUGGCGGAGUUCCCCACAAUGGAUUUAAUUGACUGAACAGGACAAUUGGCAGCAACUCCCAGAUACCUGACGAACCCAGGCCACUCAGAGAAAAGAAACUGAUCUGUGUGUACUGUAGACAUGAUGGGUGUCACUGCAUUUUCCUUUUGACAGAAUGGAAGGUAAUGAGAAGGGAGAAAGAGGGGACAAUAAACCUUUGCGGACACUGGACUGCAUUGCCACUCUUUCUCCUUUUCUUUGGUGUUUUGAAAUUCUGUUGGUUGGAAAUAUUACACUUGAAGUUUCACGAGACUCCAAAGUACAGCAUGAGAACAGGCCAACAUGCAGACAACAAGCAAAGGCGUUCUUUAAAUCCCAAUUAAGUGGGCGUGCAUUAAGUGGUGUCUUUUCUUAUCCAUUACUUCUGCCUCGGGGCCGCGGGUAGGAGAGGGGAGGUUGAGAGGGAAACAAGUGCUUUGAAAAUGGGCUAAACAACAUCAUUUCCUUUUUCUCCAAAGAUAAUGGUGUAUUUUUAAAAAAAUAUAUAUUGUCGUUAAAUUCUAACAAAUGCCUACACUAAGCUAAGACAAUAGGACUGUAGUAAAGGCGUCUCUUUAAGAGGGAAGUGCGGAGCCUUAACUACCUUAAAUUGUUGAAUGCCUUUCCUUGUUGGCUUGUCAUGCACUGCACUUCUCUCUUUUUGACCAACGUUCCCCCAUGUUGCCUUUCUGUAGCUGUCUCAGUAGCUGCUGUGCUAUGUGUUGCAUGUAUUUACCUCUGUAACAGGUUGUGUUCUGUCACUGUAUGCACAAGGCAUGUGCCUCGCAACUCUGACCAAUAAAAUUUAACACAAACAAUA
This is a messenger RNA of Callorhinchus milii (elephant shark), 6414 nucleotides long. It is a transcript of the gene apba1a, whose product is annotated as amyloid beta (A4) precursor protein-binding, family A, member 1a. The record is from RefSeq and is a predicted model, not a curated record. Bases 507 to 3005 code for a protein of 832 amino acids. Gene Ontology annotation, molecular function: protein binding; amyloid-beta binding. Gene Ontology annotation, biological process: chemical synaptic transmission. Lineage: Eukaryota; Metazoa; Chordata; Chondrichthyes; Chimaeriformes; Callorhinchidae. The transcript is spliced from 15 exons. Gene Ontology annotation, cellular component: dendritic spine; plasma membrane; cytoplasm.